AUGUCCACCUUCCAUCCAUUCUCCCCAUGGAUGUCACACGACGACGGCUCAAUGUCUUCUCACCCCCCCUCUGGCGAUAAGAUGUCAAGCAGCUGGGCCGCCCCCUCCGCCGAAGAUCGUCUGGCUAGAUCAACGUCCCCGGUGACAUCUGGGUGCCUGGCCCGACACAACUCGGAGCAUCUGACUGCUUCGCCGUUGAACCAUACUUCCUGGGAUCAGCCCUUGAGCCGCUCUCUCGACAAUGCACAGAAUGAGAUCUUGCCACCUAAAUUUUCCAGCCCCUUGAUCCUUCCCGGACUAGAUGUCGGACCAUGGAGCCCCCCUAUCCAGCCGCAUUGGAGGCCCGAGAUGACCCCUAGAACUUCGUUCAACCAACAUCUGGAGGAGAAGCUGGCUGUCGCCGACGCCCAGAUUCGGCGACUGACCUUGGACAACAAGCGGUUGCGGGAAUACAUCAUCCACAACCCUGCCCCUCCUCCGAUCGCCUCUCCUGCCAUCUUGACACCCGCAUCCGAGAUCAAAAGCUUCUUUUCGUCCUCCACCAACUACGACCGGGAUGCUCGAAGUAGAUCGAAAGACACUUUUGAUGGAAAGGCCGAAUCAUCAUCGGACGAUGCAAGUCCCAGUCGAGAUAAUAGUGACAUUUGCUGA
Messenger RNA from Cryptococcus wingfieldii CBS 7118, 651 nucleotides. RefSeq lists its product as hypothetical. Bases 1 to 651 code for a protein of 216 amino acids. The transcript has 4 exons. NCBI's taxonomy places the organism in Eukaryota, Fungi, Basidiomycota, Tremellomycetes, Tremellales, Cryptococcaceae. The record is from RefSeq and is a predicted model, not a curated record.